Sinocyclocheilus grahami is the source of this 639-nucleotide messenger RNA. RefSeq lists its product as uncharacterized. The transcript has 3 exons. The coding region runs from base 1 to 639 and encodes 212 amino acids. NCBI's taxonomy places the organism in Eukaryota, Metazoa, Chordata, Actinopteri, Cypriniformes, Cyprinidae. The record is from RefSeq and is a predicted model, not a curated record.
AUGGAGGGAGAUUCUGUCACUCUAAACGCUGAUCUUACUGCAGUACAGAAAUAUCUGUUGAUUCAGUGGAUGUUCGGAAGCACAAGAAUAGCUGAAGCCGACAGACUCACGCAAACCAACUCGACAUAUGCUGGUCCCGAUGAGAGAUUCAGAGACAGACUGAAGCUGGAUCAUCAGACUGGAUCUCUGACCAUCACAAACAUCAGAACCACAGACUCCGGACUUUAUAAAGUAACAGUUAUCAGCAACGAGACCAGCUACAUGCGUUUCAAUCUCACUGUCUACGAACCUCCACAAAAUACUUCAUCACCAGAAAGAUCAUCAAUCUCCCAUUUGUUGUCAUCCAGCUGUGCGGUAAAUCAUUUAACCAUCAAGCCGACUGAGGACGCCAACAUUACUGAACUCCAUCAGCCAUGUUCAGAUCACAUCCACUGUUGUGGUUUUAUAGAAACUGUGAUCCGAUUGGUCGUCUCUGCUCUGGUGGGCGUGGCUGCUGUUGCUUUCAUUGUUUACGACAUCAGAUCUACAAGAAGUGAGCUGAACAGGACGGAAGAGACUAGAUUUCACUGUCGGAUCCAUGGAGUAAAACCAGACCAUCAGCAUGAAAUGAGCAGCUUUAGUUCCAGAUGUGUUUGCUGA